This is a messenger RNA of Bufo bufo (common toad), 4924 nucleotides long. It is a transcript of the gene USP42, whose product is annotated as ubiquitin specific peptidase 42. Gene Ontology annotation, molecular function: cysteine-type endopeptidase activity; cysteine-type deubiquitinase activity. Gene Ontology annotation, biological process: protein deubiquitination; regulation of apoptotic process. The transcript has 16 exons. Gene Ontology annotation, cellular component: nucleus; cytosol. Bases 141 to 2957 code for a protein of 938 amino acids. The record is from RefSeq and is a predicted model, not a curated record. Lineage: Eukaryota; Metazoa; Chordata; Amphibia; Anura; Bufonidae.
UCCGUGGUUACCCGGAUGUAGGCGGUGUGAGAAGUACGUCAUUGUUCGAGCACAUCCCCCGGCGGAGAGAGAGGAGGCCAUGGAGGCGGCCGGGGACGUUCGGCGAAUUUAAUUCCGUUACAGCAACCGAGUGUCGAACCAUGACCAUAAUCGAUAAAGUGUCUUCAGUGACUGCAGCAUGCCGGAACCAGCUUUACAAGCCAAUGGCACCGUCAACUGGAGACAAAGACACAGGUUCCCCAAUUUGGAGCAUGGUAUCCUCUCCAGCUAAAACCUCUCUUGGACCAGUACCUGGUGCUGCCGUCUAUUCCAGCUCAUAUGUUCCUGAAAAGACUGUGGCUUCAGAGCAGAAUGAUCCACCACUGGCCGUUCCUGGAGAUGGCAUCAAUCCACCACAAAAGAUCCUUUUCCCGGCCGAAAAACUGAGACUGAAAUGGCAACGUAUGCAAAAGGUUGGCGCUGGUCUCCAAAACCUUGGCAAUACUUGCUUUGUGAACUCUGUUCUGCAGUGUUUAACAUACACAGCACCUCUUGCGAACUACAUGCUCACUCGCGAGCACUCCAAGACCUGUCGUGAACAAGACUUCUGUAUGAUGUGUGUGAUGCAAGCUCACGUGACUCAGGCCCUUUGUAACUCCGGAGGAGUCAUCAAGCCUACCAGUGUUAUCAAUGAUCUUAGACGUAUUGCAAAGCACUUUCGUUACGGAAGCCAGGAGGAUGCUCAUGAGUUUCUUAGAUAUACGGUAGAGGAAAUGCAGAAAUCCUGUCUUAAAGGUUGCUCUAAUUUGGACAGGCACACACAAACAACAACUUUUGUACAUCAGAUAUUUGGUGGUUGUCUACGUUCUCGAGUGAAAUGUCUAAAUUGUAAAUCCGUUUCUGACACCUACGAUGAAUAUCUCGAUAUCCCUCUGGAGAUAAAGACUUCCCAUAGUGUAACUAAAGCCUUGGAACAGUUUGUGAAAGCAGAACAGCUUGAUGGGGAUAACGCAUAUAAUUGCAGCAAGUGUAAACAAUUGGUUACCGCAACAAAAAGAUUCACAGUACAUCGAAUAUCCAAUGUGCUGACUUUGUCCUUGAAGAGGUUUGCAAGCUUCAGUGGUGGGAAACUUUCAAAGGAAAUAAAGUACCCAGAAUACCUUAACAUCCGUCCAUUCACAUCCAACCCCCAUGGAGAACCAAUCAUGUACUCUUUAUAUGCUGUUCUUGUGCAUACAGGCCUAAGUUGUCACACCGGGCACUACUUCUGCUAUGUAAAGGCCAGUAAUGACCAAUGGUACUUGAUGAACGACUCAAUCGUGUCCAGUGCAGAUAUUCGGACUGUGCUCAACCAGCAGGCAUACCUUCUGUUUUAUAUCCGAUCGCAGAAUGUACAGUGUGGAGACUCGCCUUACUCCCAUCAGUCUGCCAGCCCCAACUCUCCUCAGCCCAGCAGCAGCCAUCAAGUUGGAGGCACAAAGUCCGAUUUCAUAGGACCCCAGCAGAUGAUCAAAAACGCAAAGAACAUGAAUGGUAAUAGAUCACCAAAAACCUCUCUAAAUGGUAACGGAAUAAAUGGCAACAUUCUUAAAAGAUGCAUCGGCCCUUUGCCCAUGAACAGACAAAUGACUGUGAACGGCAAAAAACAAAAAAUCAUAGUUAACAUUAAUAAACCCCUUCCUGCCCAAGAAAUCUCCUCUGACGCUAAACAGAACGGCCCAUCCCAGUCUACCUCUGCACCCCCAUCCACCAGUGAUCUCCCAUAUAAGUUGAAACGUGGACCUCUGGCCAGUGCCAGUCCUGCAGUAUCUUCCACCGUGCUGGUUCCUUAUGGGGCAGAAUCUGAGGAGGAAUCUGAAGAGGAGAGUAAAGGCGUACGGAAAGGAAGAUUUAGUGCUGACUUGGUGAACACAUCUGUCAUCACUAAUGGACAUGCUACCAUUGACUUGAAUGGUAACUCUGUUCUGACAGAAGAAGAGCCGGCGUCUAAAUCUAAUCAAACUGACCAAGAAGUGCAUGAGUCCACCGACGCUGCCGGUCCCGUUAAACACAACGGCUCUGUGGAAGUUGACCUCCAAACUGUGACAAAGGAAGAAACAGCAGCAGCCAUAUCUUAUCAUCCGGAGAGUGAAAGAUCAGAAGUAGAAGAACUUUUGCAGAAUACAGAAAACCUAAACCUGGCCGUUGAUCCAGGAGGUCUUCCAGAACACAACGCAGGUGACUAUGAGGAGCAUCAGAAUGGAUCGUCACCAUCUUCUGUACCUGUGGAGCACCAAAGGGAAGCUAGCACUACACCUCAAGAUGUGAAGAAUGGAAAUGAUUAUACAUGCCACAAUGGACAUAGUGACAGGAAACAUGUCCGCAGCGAGAGAUCUCGAUCUGUGCACGAGAGAGACUCCCGGAAGAGAGAACUGUAUUCGCGGAGCAGAGACAGCUGCAAGUAUGAUCGCCAUAAAUACUAUCACAGUGAUGAAUACAGACACAGGAAUAAUUUCUCUCGAGAAAGUGAAAGUCACAGGAGCCAUGGGAGACAUCGGUCAAAGAGCAGGGGGAGAAUGGACGAUCCGUAUCGUUAUCUGUCCAGACGGGAUCGUUCACACAGCCGCGAGAGGAACCAUUACAGCAGACAUCAGCGAUGGGAUCAUUUUCAUUCCUCUUAUAGAGAUGAUCGGGACAGAGUCUCAUACGAGAACCGAGACGAUCACUACAGGGAUUCCAAGUACCAUAGGAAUGACUGGUACUAUCACUCUAGAGACAGGCGUGAUCAUGGCUACAGCAGCAAGCACUCUCACUACUCUUCUUUCUCAAGGCACUCUGACUCUCAUCAUCACCAUGGAAAGUUUAACCACCAACAUUAUGAUAACAGUAAGAAACGAAAACCAGAGUACAGUAGCAGCACGGGGGAGGAUUAUUACGAGCCUGACUGCAAGAAAAGAGUGAACUCUAUGGAAGAAAGGAAAGUAACUGUAAAGACGUAGCAUCUCCUGCAUGGAAUAGACUCCACUGAAACACCUUGAAAUGCUGCAUUUAAACUACCGCAGACAUCCUCCUUUUUUUUAUUUCACAUUUUUGACUACCAGGGUUUUUCUUAGUUUUUGUUUUUAAGGAAUUUUCUGCAAAUUUGUUUUGUUUUGGACAAGUUCUCCAAAUCUUUCACUUCUAAUCAGAGUUACAUAACCAUAUCUGGAAGACCAUAGUGUGCUUAUAGUUAUUUUUGGGAACUGUAUAAACAUGUCCAGCAUCCCAUCCUAUAAUGUGACUAAAACAGGUUGCCUCCACUUAUACAGCUGCUUAGGGGGGGAGUGUGGGAUCCUUGUUAGACUGCACGCCUGCGCUGCAUUCACUUCACACCGCUAAGCAGCUUGACAGCAUAUCUAAUGUACGAUUGCUCCUUUACUUUCUACUGUAAGAACUCUGCUCUGCAGUAGGCUGCAAUGCAAUAUGCUGUAGGCUGAGCAGCUUGACAGCAUAUCUAAUGUACGAUUGCUCCUUUACUAUCUACUGUAAGAACUCUGCUCUGCAGUAGGCUGCAAUGCGAUAUGCUGUAGGCUGAGCAGCCUGACAGCAUAUCUAAUGUACGAUUGCUCCUUUACUAUCUACUGUAAGAACUCUGCUCUGCAGUAGGCUGCAAUGCGAUAUGCUGUAGGCUGAGCAGCCUGACAGCAUAUCUAAUGUACGAUUGCUCCUUUACUAUCUACUGUAAGAACUCUGCUCUGCAGUAGGCUGCAAUGCGAUAUGCUGUGGGCUGAGCAGCCUGACAGUAAUGGGGAGGAGGAAUUCAUCCUGUUCUCCGUUCCUGUUAGGCAGCUCAGCCAUGGGAGCAGAUGACACACAAACUGUUGUAGAAAAUAAUUUUUGCUCAACUUUAGAUAGUAAUAGAUCAAUUGUACAAGAACAUCCUGACAGGAUGUAUCCCAUCUGUAUUAGGACAUGCUGAUGGUUUAGUGAACCCAAGUCUGCUGAUGGUAUUCAUGCUGGUUAUGAGCCAUGUACAUCUUCCUUAUUUUAAUUUGAAUUGCCCUUUUUAUCAUUGGCACUAGUUUAGAUGCAGCAUUCGCUAUUGGAGUCCAUGCUUUUUGUCUUCUGUCCAUGCGCUACCAGACUCUCCUGGCCGAAUCGAUAAAGACCAGUUCACUCGCCCGUUCUACCUGUUGUGUAAAAACCGAACAGAGUUGGUGCUGUUUGACAAUACUGUACAGAACUUUACCACACAAGUAUUUUUCAAUGGUUUUUAAUUUUUGUUUUUGUUUUUGUUUUUAUACACGUUUCAUCCUACUGAACUUUUCAACUGCUGAUCAUUACGCGGCGUCUGAUCUCAAGCGGAAACGGGAAAUGCCCUGGAACAUGUGCUCUCAAAUGCUGCUUUUCUUAAAGACUCAGGAUUAUGUGUUUUUCUCAGCAUGUUUAUUUCCCACAUGUGACACCGAGACCGAAGCUUGAGGAAUUAAGGAGUCUUUCAUGUAAAUAUAUGAUUAAAAGAAAAAGAAAAUCUACAGCAAAAGACCUUGCAUUUUGUCUCACUUGAGAUGCUCUUGUAUGUAUGAUAAUCACGUACUGUAUUUUAGAUACUAAUUGUAUAAAUCAUCCUCCAUGUUUAUGUAUGUUCUACUAUAGAAACUUUUUAUUAUUUAUUCCCAUGGACCUGAGGAACUCAGAGCUACAGUGUGUUCAUUCAUAUCAAUCUUGGCACGAAUUGGAAAGCGGAACCCUUAGGAAGGGGAAGGUGACUGAUCAAAAAGUGACCAGUAAAUUAAUGGCAUUCGUUCACGUAGACUAUAUGGCCAUUUACAGAUCAGUAUACUAGGUAUUUAUCCUCUUGCCCAUACAUUAUCAGGAGUAUCGUUAUUUGUAUCCUUGCUGUGAAAUGCUCAAUCUAUGAUCUAUUUAAAUACUUUAUAAUUUGUAUACACUUGCAUCAUUUUCCCACUAUAAACAAUGUGAUGGG